Somion occarium is the source of this 1803-nucleotide messenger RNA. NCBI's taxonomy places the organism in Eukaryota, Fungi, Basidiomycota, Agaricomycetes, Polyporales, Cerrenaceae. The record is from the annotation of a GenBank genome assembly.
AGCACCUAGUCAAACGACCCAAUCACAAACUCUGGUCGUUAUGAUGUUAUUGAAGGAUAAGUGACAACACUCAGUCUGCAUGAAUAGUGGAUCACUCACAUACUACACGGAGUCUCCAUCGCAGGCGCUCAGAUUUCACAGGACCUUCAAGCAGCCAGACCCCAUGAGCAAGGCAUAUCAUAAAGAUAGUUCACAUUGCCCCUAAAGGCCAUCCAUGGACUAAUAUUACUUCGCGUGGAACUGGAGUGGUGACCUAUAAUCUGUUUCUGGGCCGGUCGACCUGUGUACAGAUCAUCGUCAACUUCGUCCGCUCAAGUUGUCUCUCUGUUAUCCUCCAGACUACGGUUGUGGAGAUAUCAUGGAGAAAGCGGAAGCUCGUAUUCCUUAUCCUUCUUCUAUCAAAGUUCUUGACGACGUAGAGAAAUGUUCUUCAGCAGAGGAAGCACGGCUUGAAAACACAAUCUACGUUGCGGAUCCUAAUGCUGAGAGAAGAUUAGUGAGACGAAUAGAUAUACGUCUGCUUCCGGCCUCCAUGUUCAUAUAUCUGCUUUGCUUCCUGGAUCGUUCCAAUAUCGGCAAUGCGAGACUGUUGAACAGCGCAACUGGGGACUCACUGGCCCAAGUAACUCAGAUGUCUGAACAGCAGUAUCUCAUCGCCCUCAUGAUCUUCCUCAUCUCGUACACAAUCUUCGAAACCCCAUCCAACUAUAUGCUGAAGAAAUUACGACCAAGUCGUUGGCUUGCAUUCUUGAUGCUCGGUUGGGGUGCCAUGACCAUGAUUCUAGGCCUCUUCCCCGGGAUCAUAUAUUGUUUGACAUUCUGGUAUAAACCCGAGGAACGCGCAUUGAGGGUAGCAUUUAUACUGGCUUGCGCUACUCUGGGCGGUGCCUUUGGCGGAGCGAUUGCUUUUGCAGUGGGCCAUAUGAACCGAGUGGGAGGCCUACAGGCGUGGAGAUGGUUAUUUAUACUGGAAGGAGCAUCUUCAUGUGCCUUUGCCGUCCUGACCUUCUUUUUCUUUCCUGACUUUCCGGAGACCGAAACAUGGCUAUCGUCUGAGGAACAUCACAUGGCAAGAGACAAAGAUACACUGACCGACUGGCGGUUAUACCUGCACUACUUCGUAUUUGUCUCCAUUUCCGUACCCUUCUCGAGCAUCUCGCUGUUCGCGCCAACCAUCGUUUCCGGUCUAGGCUAUGAAGGCCUCGACGCACAACUGUUCACUCUACCUCCAUAUGCACUUGCAUUUGUAGUGACCGACGCGGUUGCAUGGUACUCAGAUCGACAAGAGAAGCGUUCCUGGGGAACCUUCUCAUGUCUACUCCUUGCCGGUAUCAGCUUUUUGGUGCAAGGUGCCCUUCCACCAACAUCCUUCAAGGCGCGGUACGGUAUGCUCUGCGUCGCUGUGUCUUUCUCUUUUGCCAGCAUCCCCCCACUUCUCAGUUGGCUUAUGGCCAACUUGCGAAGCACUGGGGCCUCGACGCUUGCUAUCCCCCUGAAUGUCACAACUGGACAAAUUGGACAAUUCAUUGGAAUUUACAUAUUCAAGGCAUCAGAAGCUCCAGGAUACCCCACAGGACACUAUACCAAUGCCGCCUUCCUCAUUGCGGGUGCGGUCGUUGCGUUAAUGCUUAGACGCGUAUAUAUCCGUCGGAACAAAGCGUUGGGACCUCAAGACAGGGCUUGGCGAUUGUAAGAUGGUGGUCAAUUUGGACGCAGUGCUCGAGAGUCUCUUCAUUCCGGUUCAUCCAAAAGUCAAGGAGUGAGGGUUGUAGCAUUGCGUCCUAAUCAAUAUUAUAAGUGUAU